Messenger RNA from Pelobates cultripes (western spadefoot toad), 288 nucleotides. The record is from the annotation of a GenBank genome assembly. Lineage: Eukaryota; Metazoa; Chordata; Amphibia; Anura; Pelobatidae.
AUGAAAAUGCACAAACUCCAAGAUCAGUCCAACAGAAGCAACAGCAAGAGAAAUAUCAGGCACCAUAACCAGAAGCAGGGUCCAACAAGCAAGCGGGGAAACACCAGAAGGGGCCAGAAGGGACAUUCACACUGGACCCAGAGGAAAACCCCCUAUACGUCAAUAACACCAGUGUUCAACUUAUCAGACCGACCUCUAUCAGACAAAGAAACAGAUCUCUUCAGCAAAGGCAUGUCCUUCAUGCUUACCACUCCACCGUAUAAGUUCCAGUGGGAAAUUGACUCUUAG